AUUGAAACAUUGAUACACUAUGGAAAAAUCAGGCGGAGAAAUUGAAAUUGACGAAUUUCUAAAAUUUUUAAAAACUUCUUGUCAUGUCAACGAUUUAAUACGAGAUUCAAAAGAAUCAAAUUCAAUUUCUAUCGAUUUCGAUGAACUUGCUUCAAAUCAAAUCAUAAAAAAUCUUUGUGGACCUAACAAAGAGAGUAUAGGCUCUGAAAAUAUAAUAGAUACUUCAACAUCAUUGACAAUGACAACGGAUAUUAAAUCAGAAAAAUCGUUAUUCGAUUCUCGAAAUGACCGUAAAGCUUUAUCAAAUUCUAUUGCCUGUAAACAAAGAUCAAAUUUAAAUGGACACAAUAACGCUGAACCAGAGCAGAAGUCAAAGAUUCAUCCAAAGCUUAGUGAAAAAUUAGACUAUCUUAUAAAUGAGGGAGUCUUGGAUUCAGUGCUCCCAUUUGUUUGUCCUGUUGUGACAGCAAGAAAUCUGUAUCAAGGUGCCCAAAAGGAAAAAAAUAGUAAAACGAAAGUAAUAGAAAAUAGCCAAGUUUCGGCUCCUACUCCGGCUCCCAUUGUUCUCUCCAAGGCUUUAGCAUCUGUAAAUAUUGAUGGUGGUGAUGGACCAAAUUUUGAAGAAUCAAAAGAACAAGCUCCACUUUCCCAGACAUCAGUGGAAGAAUGUGGAAUAACAGUUGUGCAAAAAGAUAGCAGAAUGUCAAGACGAAAAUCUUCAACAAGCACUCGAUCGAAUCUGAGCUUUGAUAACAAGAAGCAAGACGUUGAAGUUAUUAUACAUGUGUGUGAUGAAAUAAAAGGCACUUUUCGGGACUUCACCUGCCCACAGAAACUUUUGGUUAGCAAAAUGGGUUAUUUCACUGACGUCACUGCUGGGCAGAAACUCGAAGAUAUGGAUAUUUCAGUACAUUGUGACAUUCAAAUUUUCGAAUGGCUUAUGAAAUGGAUUAAGAAAUCUCACGAUCAAGACGAUGCCCUGCCUCAGUUGGAUGCUACAAAUGUAGUACCAAUUUUAGUUUCGGCCAGUUUUCUUCAAAUGGAGCCACUCCUUUUAGAUUGUUUGUCCUUUUGUCAUGCUCGUCUUAGUGAUGUUGUUCGUUCGUCAACUAAUUUAUCCUGUUUAAAUGACUCAAUAAUAACUCGGUUAGCUGCUAUGUUUACAAAUUUGGAACUAGAAAUGGUUAAGGAUAAAAAGGAACGUGUUACACCACGACUAUGGACUAAGCUAAUACAAAGUCUUAGCGAACCAGAACCACAAGCCCUUCGGGGUCAUUAUUUUAGUUUGGCUGGAUUAUUUCGUUGCUCAAGGUGUUCCAAAUGUUUGACUCAGACAAUGAGCUCUUACAUCAGUUGUGUUCCAUCAAACAUUCGUCUUAAUCGAUGGGGACAACUGGUUAGCCAGCAUACUCGAGACACGACAUGGGAUCUAUCUAACUACGUAACGUCUUUAUUCAAAGAACUUAAGUCCUGGCGCAAAGUCUAUUGGAAACUUUGGGGACAUUGUCAUUUUCUUUACUGUUGUAUUUGUGAAAGUCAUUUCCCUGUUUAUCAGAUGACUUGGUGUCGUUUUCAUCCGGAGGGUGCCCAAUUUUUGGGACCUGUUACUGAAGGACGUGUCGCGGGUCCAGCAGGUCGAUAUCAAUGCUGUGGCCAGCAAGCAUUUCGAUAUGAAACACUUCCAGGACCAAAUGGAUGUCAAUUCCGGGAGCAUAGUGUUCUUAUUGAAAAUGAUCGGGAUAGGGCUAUUCUGACUUUGCUUCAAAUUGCGUCAGAGGGAGGAAAUUUAUUUGAAAGUCCGCCCGCAAAAUUACGUGAAGAAGUUUCAAGUAAUCUUAUGGAACCAAGAUGGAUUGGAUUAUGUUUGAUGCCAACAAAAUGUAGACCGGGACUCUUACCCAUAUUAAGCAUAGAAGAAAACAACACAAAAUUGUCACGUAGACUACGUCUAGGAGUUUCACACUUUGCCGAAUCAAGUAGUGAAACUGACACAAGCAACACACCAGAGAGAUCAAAACAAUUUGCACCACGCUACUUUUCCACCAGCAGUGACGGUUGUGAAUCAGAAAGUAGCAGUUUAAAAAGAGUUUGUAGAAGACGAACCAAAAGGCAACCAGAAUUAUCUGGAAGAUACUGGUCAGGAGAAUUAUCAGCCAGAAGCAAUCAAGACCAUCAGAGAGAGUUCGAAGAGAAAAUUAUGAAACAAGUGACUGCAGCUGUUGGUAAAAAGACAGGCAGCGAUAACAAUACGAAUCAAGGUAGUUUCACAAAUUGUGGAACUUACAUUCGACUUGAAGCAGAAUGGAAAGAUCAGUUAAAACAAAAACACACAAAUAAACAAAAAUUUAAAUAGAUUCAAGUAAUUUGACGAAAACAAAAAUAAACUUCAUUAAAGUAAAGUAAUAUUUUAGGGAGAAUAAUAUUUUAAAUAAAAUCAAAUAAUUUUUGUUUAUUAUUUUUUUUUCUCAUUUAAUUUACAAAUUUUGAUUCGCAAACAAUUGCUCUCCGAACAUUUUGUUUACAAAAAAAUUACUGUUUUGCCUGUUUUAAUACAUUUUAAUAAAUUGAAGAGUUAAAAUUGUUUUCUCUAAAAAAAACACAAAAA
Molecule: messenger RNA, 2605 nt
Organism: Eupeodes corollae
Lineage: Eukaryota; Metazoa; Arthropoda; Insecta; Diptera; Syrphidae
Product: SANT and BTB domain regulator of class switch recombination
Exons: 8
Coding region: 20-2353 (777 amino acids)
Source: RefSeq, a predicted model, not a curated record